Molecule: messenger RNA, 263 nt
Organism: Tuber aestivum (summer truffle)
Lineage: Eukaryota; Fungi; Ascomycota; Pezizomycetes; Pezizales; Tuberaceae
Source: the annotation of a GenBank genome assembly
GAUAACUUCGGCUGAGAGGGUUGCAGGCCCUUGAUUGUGACCUCAUGCUACGUUUAGGGAGAAAGAGUGAGGGGGAAGUUAGCUCAAUGGACCCAGAGCCUCAAGCAUUAGCCACGGGGUUAGAUCGGGUGGACAAGGCUACCGAGAUUGCGAUGAAUGAAUGGUAAGCGAAAUUAGUGUUGGAGGAGCAAGCGGGAGGAAGAAACCGGUGGUUUGGGUUCCGUUAUCGUGGCCCAUGGUACUGGCCCUCCGGUCGAUAUGUU